AUGCGGCCUAUAAUGGAAGAAGGUGAGGAUGUGGAGGAAGAAGAGGAAGAAGUUGAAGACGAACAAGAAGAUGACGCCAAGUUGCAUGAUCAGCUGAAUUCAUUGAGGACAGAGGAGGACGAAGAGGAAAGCCCUGUUCACGAUGACAACGAAAAAUAUUCAGAAAGUUAUUUUGCGUUGAGGAGAGAACAGCAACAGCUGCGAUUCCAAGAACGCGGGGUGCAUAUCAUGCGGCCUAUAAUGGAAGAAGGUGAGGAUGUGGAGGAAGAAGAGGAAGAAGUUGAAGACGAACAAGAAGAUGACGCCAAGUUGCAUGAUCAGCUGAAUUCAUUGAGGACAGAGGAGGACGAAGAGGAAAGCCCUGUUCACGAUGACAACGAAAAAUAUUCAGAAAGUUAUUUUGCGUUGAGGAGAGAACAGCAACAGCUGCGAUUCCAAGAACGCGGGGUGCAUAUCAUGCGGCCUAUAAUGGAAGAAGGUGAGGAUGAGGAGGAAGAAGACGAAAAAGAAGAUGAAGCCAAGUUGCAUGAUCAGCUGAAUUCAUUGAGGACAGAGGAGGACGAAGAGGAAAGCCCUGUUCACGAUGACAACGAUAAAUAUUCAGAAAGUUAUUUUACGUUGAGGGGGGAACAGCAACAGCUGCGAUCCCAAGAACGUGGGGUGCAUAUCAUGAGGCCUAUAAUGGAAGAAGGUGAGGAUGAGGAGGACGAAGAUGAAGUUAAAGACGAACACGAAGAUGAUGCCAAGUUGCAUGAUCAGCUGAAUUCAGUGAGGAGAGUGGAGGUGGAAGAGGAACAACCACCUCACUUUCAGAAUGAGGGGGAUUCAUCGAGGAAUUUGAAGGUGAGGGCGAAUGACCACUCCCUUACAUUCCAACAGACAGAAAUGCCGAUAAUAAUGGAAGACGAACAAGAUGCACAUCCUCAGGAUGAGGUGGAUCCUAUGAAGAUUAAGGCGGACAGCUUGCCUUUGACUAUUACGAAAGAGAUAGUAGGCCAUCAGGCAACCAUGGAGUCUCCUGUCGAGAUGAGGGGAAGACGGGAAAACCUAAUUGCAGCUUCGAAACCUACAGUCGAAAAGAAGAAGGAACUUCCAGUGAAGAAGACGGGGUUGGGUUUGGUGCAACCUCCAAAUCUCAAGGCAAGGACAGCCAAGGCCGUGUCUCAGAGCAGCCCACACAACAGGCCUGGACGGAGUAAUGUGAAGAUAUAUAGCAAGAAGAUGGACUAUAGCAAGGUAAAGGCCAAGGUUGACACCUGGCGGAAGUAG
Molecule: messenger RNA, 1269 nt
Organism: Cryptotermes secundus
Lineage: Eukaryota; Metazoa; Arthropoda; Insecta; Blattodea; Kalotermitidae
Product: golgin subfamily A member 6-like protein 22
Exons: 1
Coding region: 1-1269 (422 amino acids)
Source: RefSeq, a predicted model, not a curated record